AUGCCCUCUCACGUAUUAGCGAGCACUCAAUACCCGUUUACUCGACUACAUCGAAUCCCAGUUCAAGUCAUAGUAUUGAGAACGGUACAAGAAUUACGAGUACUAGUAGGCAGCUUUGGGUAUAAGAGGACGGACAAUCAUUGGCAACUGAUUCCCCCUCUCCGGCUCCGACUUGACCAUAGGGCGAGACACAAUCCUAUCGUCGAUCAAGUGUUCAAGUCAGUACGGUCGAAGGUUGGUGGUUCUAAUACAACGCCAAGGGCGACUCACUCGAGGACGGCAAAUCGAAAUCCUAUACAGCCUCGUUGCCCACUUGAGAAGGUCAAUACUCCUCCCCAUCCCCAAACAGGAUUUGAUGAUUCGCCCGCCAUAUUGAACGAAGAGUGGCGACUCGGCAGAGAAGAGAGCCAUCGCUCUGGCCUAUUGAACGGAACUCAUUAG
This is a messenger RNA of Acaulospora colombiana, 441 nucleotides long. Lineage: Eukaryota; Fungi; Glomeromycota; Glomeromycetes; Diversisporales; Acaulosporaceae. The record is from the annotation of a GenBank genome assembly.